This is a messenger RNA of Argiope bruennichi, 1985 nucleotides long. RefSeq lists its product as uncharacterized. The record is from RefSeq and is a predicted model, not a curated record. Lineage: Eukaryota; Metazoa; Arthropoda; Arachnida; Araneae; Araneidae. The coding region runs from base 251 to 1456 and encodes 401 amino acids. The transcript has 2 exons.
CCCGUAGAGUUGUAUCAUAACGCUUAGUCUGCUGGGUGUGAAAAAUUGUUUUUAUCGAAAUGGUGUGGCCAUAAAUUAGCUCAAUUAUUUCACUACUGGCCAGACCCAAUCGCCAAUUCUAUGCGAUGUCGUUUUUAAACGGGAGACCCAGGAUAUAAAGCGAGGACAUCUUUGAUUUUUUUCAAGAUUUUGCGGAGGACUUGCUUGAAAAUAAUUUCCAUUCUGUCUAGGAAUUUACUUUUUAAAAAAAAUGGAAGCACCUGUUAAUGAUUCGAAGAUUAUAGUCCCUUUCGUGCCAUCACUUUUGCACUUCUCAUUGGUAAAAGUAAGUUUUCCAUUGCUCAAAAGCUUUAAUGAUGCAACUUGGUGUGUCAUCAUGGAAGAAAUAAAGCGCUCAAGUCCUGCAGAAUUUAAUGAAGCUAGGCCUGAAAAUCCUAAGGUAAACAAAGCAAAGGAAAAGUUACUUUGCAUUCCUUCACAUUUAAGACUCGAAGUAUUAGAAACAAUUAUGGGCUUGCAUUCUGCUGUCGCACACUGGCGUAUGAGCUAUCCACUUUUACAUACUUCAGAUGAUUUUCCUGAACUUCUUUUCUUUAAAACUGAUGGAACAGUUGAUAGAAUUAAGACAGUUCAGCAAUUGGUUCUGAAUGAAGAUAUAAAUAUCGAACAGAGGUUUGAUUUGGCGUGCUCCUAUUUCUUGGGCAAUACUAUAAACACUUUGUGGGCAGAAAUGAAGAAAUCUGGUAAGGCAGCCAAAUCUUUGACAGCUUAUAAUCCUGUUUCACGUUUUUGGGUUAGAAGGAUGCGUCAUAAAUAUCGGGUUCCGUGGAUAUAUGCCGUUCAAUUACACCUUGACCUUCCUGAUGAAUUUUUGAGUAGUCCGACACCAAGAUUCAGUGCUUUCUUUCCUUUCUUGCGGCCAAAAAACAGGGUGAAGUUUCUUAUCUCUUUAAUGAAGACCACACCAGAUGAUUUCCUGUUAUGUCUGUAUGGAGCAACUAAAGAAGAAGAAUUGCAAAUAUUGAAAAUGGAUACUCCAAAACUCCUUUGUAUCUAUUUGGAUUGGCCACUGCAAAGUUUCUUCCUUGAAAUAGUAGAAAAAUUGUGGAAUUUUAUUGAUUCUUCUCUUUUUAAAGCAGUACUAGAGAUUAUUUACUCGUACAGUAUGAGCAGGAAGGAUUUUGAUUAUGGCAAACUUUAUAUGGACUUUUGGGAAAGAAGCCCUAAUAACUUGAAGGAAGAAGCAAACGCGUGCCCAAUUUUCUGCAACAAACUUAAAUUGUAUUGCGAUUCAAUUAAGAAGAAGCGAAAAGGUGAUUUUGAUAAAGUGACAGGUUCAAAAAGGAAAAGAUAUGAAUUACCUCCUGAUCUCGAGCAUGCAAUAAAUGUGCCAGCAGACAGCUUUUUUGCCAACACGUUUGUUUAUCUCUUUGAUUCAGAUGAACCAGCGAUAUAAGAUUAUCACCUUCUCAAAAAAUGCUAUACAAAUUUUUGUAUUGCAUAUGAAAAAAUACUUUCAUCUUCCAAAACAUUAAAAUGUCAUCUACACGAUUACAACUUGAAGCUACAUUUUUUUUUGUUAAGUGUUCAAAGAUCUGAGUUUUUGGAUUGACUAUCUUUUCCUACAAUGUCAAAAAUGUUUUGCCUCAUAUUUAACAUUUCAUUUUUUAUUCUAUCUUACUAAAAAGUGUGAUAAUAGUUUAAAAGUACUAUUUGGUUAAAAAAUAUUAUCGUAAGUGAGUAGAAUUUCACUAUGUUUUCAAUUUCAUGAUAGUAGGUUGUAACAAUAUUAAUUUGUAGACAUGACCACAUAUGAUACUAACAUUACUGAUUUUUGUCAGCAUUGGAGUUUGUGUUAAGCAUCUCUCUGUCCAUUUCAUUGUAACAAUUCCUUCAUUUUGUGAAAAAUAAAAAUCAGAUUAAGAAAAAUAAAUAUCUAAAAGUUAUAUUUGAAAUAUCUUUUGGCUUGUCUUGUCUAAGGCAGU